This is a messenger RNA of Spodoptera exigua (beet armyworm), 1158 nucleotides long. NCBI's taxonomy places the organism in Eukaryota, Metazoa, Arthropoda, Insecta, Lepidoptera, Noctuidae. The record is from the annotation of a GenBank genome assembly.
GUAUGAGCGGUGGCGGCGUGCUACAUUUUCAGACGAAUAAAUUAAUGUCAUAAUUUAGAGGUUAUGUCGGAAGAAUAACAUUGUUUUGAAGAAAAUUAAGAUUUAAAAGUACGUAAAAUAGAUUUUUAGUUACGUUAUAGUACUUAAUCUGUGAACCUUUGAUACCUUUAUUUGUUUUUGUGGUAGAUUAACGUACAAUGAAUAAUUUUAUGAUUGCCCUUUAUGGAACCAAAAUGGCGCUAUGAAAAUUACGAGCAGUAAACACAGCUCACGUUAAAAUCUGACACGCUUCUUACGACUGAUAAUUUUAAUUAAAGAGAUAGUGAUUCUUCUGGUAAAGUGGAUGUAUUAACCUCGUGUUCAUUACUAUUAACCUAUGCUUAGUGAGAUAUGAAGGAAGUGAUACUUGCCCUUGUAACCUUCGCUGGUACAUUGUGUGGAAGUGUUGUUUAUCGAAGUUCAGAUUUGUGCGUGAGCUGCUAGGUGGUAUGUCAGAUAGCCCACCAGCAUCUGAAGUCAGACAGCCAACUAAAUCAAGGAAAACUCGAAGGGAAUAAUUGAUUAUAAUAAACUAAAAUGAAUAUUCGGUGUGCGAGGCCUAGUGACCUGAUGAAUAUGCAGCACUGCAAUCUGCUGUGCCUGCCAGAGAACUACCAGAUGAAGUACUACUUCUACCAUGGCUUGUCAUGGCCACAACUCAGUUAUGUUGCUGAGGAUGAAAAGGGACAUAUUGUUGGCUAUGUGUUAGCCAAAAUGGAAGAAGAUGGCGAGGACAACCGCCAUGGUCACAUUACCUCCCUUGCUGUAAAGAGGUCGCACCGACGUCUGGGACUCGCUCAGAAACUUAUGAAUCAAGCUUCACUUGCUAUGGUGGAAUGUUUCAAGGCUAAAUAUGUAUCUCUACACGUCAGGAAAAGCAACAGAGCAGCACUCAACUUGUACACUAACAGUCUUGGAUUCAAGAUACUUGAGAUUGAGCCUAAAUAUUAUGCAGAUGGCGAAGAUGCUUACUCCAUGAUGCGUGAUCUAAGCGCCUUUGCUGCAGAAAACAAGACAGAGCCUCAGCCGACCGAAAACUUAGAAAUUAAAUCAGAAUCUGCAAUUAUAUCACAGUGCUGAUUAUUAUAUAUGUAAAUAAAGCAUUUAACUCUAAUUUUA